Penicillium arizonense is the source of this 183-nucleotide messenger RNA. RefSeq lists its product as uncharacterized. The record is from RefSeq and is a predicted model, not a curated record. Bases 1 to 183 code for a protein of 60 amino acids. The transcript is spliced from 2 exons. NCBI's taxonomy places the organism in Eukaryota, Fungi, Ascomycota, Eurotiomycetes, Eurotiales, Aspergillaceae.
AUGCCACAAGCAUGGAAAUCCUAUCGUAUCUCUACCAAGCCACAGGCAAUGGUGAAGGUCAGGAUAGCGAAUUGGAGCGACGCCCAUCAAGAGAAGUCAAUUCUGGCUGCGGAACUGGCGGGAGCUGAUGUGGUAGAAGCCGCAGAUGACACCGAAGCGCUCGACUCUGACUGGCUGGUCUAG